Molecule: messenger RNA, 309 nt
Organism: Haemonchus placei
Lineage: Eukaryota; Metazoa; Nematoda; Chromadorea; Rhabditida; Trichostrongylidae
Source: the annotation of a GenBank genome assembly
AUGCCGAAUUUUUCCGCGGAACCGACUAGUAUGCUACUGGCUUGCAAAGAUAGGUUUGCAACAAGCCUAAUGGUACGAGCAUUCUUGAACGCUUUAGUUACGUGUUGUGGCUCGAGGAAUCAGAUGAUGAACCAUCUAGCUACAGAGCUGGACGGAGGAAGAAAGCAGCAGUUCUAUGUAGUAUGGGGAGGCGGUCGUUUGGCGCGAUUCCGCCAAUUCGACGCGGACUGUGGGCUUGACACCGUCCAGGUGAUCGAGCAACCUACUGCCCAUACAGCUGAUAGAAGCCUGAUCGAUGACGCUGAUUAG